This is a messenger RNA of Kazachstania africana CBS 2517, 852 nucleotides long. RefSeq names its product prohibitin subunit PHB1 (gene PHB1). Bases 1 to 852 code for a protein of 283 amino acids. Gene Ontology annotation, biological process: mitochondrion organization. The record is from RefSeq and is a predicted model, not a curated record. The transcript has a single exon. Gene Ontology annotation, cellular component: mitochondrion; membrane. NCBI's taxonomy places the organism in Eukaryota, Fungi, Ascomycota, Saccharomycetes, Saccharomycetales, Saccharomycetaceae.
AUGAGCACCCGUGCGAUUAAUGUUGUGACAAAGCUUGCAAUUCCUUCAGGGUUAUUGCUUACCGCAGUGGAUUAUUCAAUGUACGAUGUGAAGGGUGGGUCUCGUGGAGUUAUAUUCGAUAGGAUUAGUGGUGUGAAAAAGGCAGUUAUUGGUGAAGGUACUCAUUUUUUAGUUCCAUGGUUACAAAAGGCUAUCAUAUACGAUGUGAGGACGAAACCCAAGAGUAUAUCUACGAAUACUGGUACGAAAGAUUUACAGAUGGUGUCAUUGACGUUGAGAUUGCUACAUCGUCCUAAUGUUGUUGAAUUACCAAGGAUAUAUCAGAAUCUUGGGCUAGAUUACGAUGAGAGAGUACUGCCUUCUAUUGGUAAUGAAGUUUUGAAAAGUAUUGUUGCACAAUUUGAUGCUGCGGAAUUAAUUACUCAGAGAGAGAUUGUGUCCCAAAGGAUUCGUAAGGAGAUGUCACAUAGAGCCAAUGAAUUUGGUAUUAAAUUGGAAGAUGUUUCCAUCACACACAUGACAUUUGGUGCCGAAUUUACCAAAGCUGUAGAACAAAAACAGAUAGCUCAACAGGACGCGGAGAGGGCUAGAUUUCUUGUUGAGAAAGCUGAACAAGAGAGACAAGCUUCAGUGAUUAGAGCCGAAGGUGAAGCUGAAAGUGCUGAAUGCAUAUCGAAGGCAUUGAGUAGAGUGGGUGAUGGGUUACUGUUGAUCAGAAGAUUGGAAGCGUCAAAGGAUAUUGCUAGAACGUUAUCCAAAUCUAGUAACAUUACAUAUUUACCUGGAGGUAAAGGAAGAGAAGGUGACGAGAAGACGCCACCCAAUAGUUUACUAUUGAAUAUAGGAAGGUGA